Panthera uncia (snow leopard) is the source of this 4942-nucleotide messenger RNA. RefSeq names its product mitotic deacetylase associated SANT domain protein (gene MIDEAS). The transcript is spliced from 13 exons. Gene Ontology annotation, cellular component: histone deacetylase complex; transcription regulator complex. The coding region runs from base 327 to 3665 and encodes 1112 amino acids. Gene Ontology annotation, biological process: regulation of transcription by RNA polymerase II; negative regulation of DNA-templated transcription. NCBI's taxonomy places the organism in Eukaryota, Metazoa, Chordata, Mammalia, Carnivora, Felidae. The record is from RefSeq and is a predicted model, not a curated record. Gene Ontology annotation, molecular function: transcription corepressor activity.
GGAGCCUGGGAGGCGACCGAAGGCGGCGGCCCGCGGAGGAAAGAGGACAGCCGAUGCUGGAGCCCGGGCAGGAGCCGGGCUCCGGGGUCCUGUGGAACAUCAUGAACUGGGAAGAGUAGAUGAGCCCAAGAGCCAUCCUACAAAGAGCAAGGAAGAGCCAACAGUUCUUUCGCCCUGUGCCUGACCUCACCCCCCAGCACUUUCCCCUCCCCCUGUUCUGCCCCCACUGGCUCCUGGACUAGAGCUGGGCUUCCAGCAGAACAUCCCCACGGGGGAUGGGCAGCUGGUGAAGUAGGGCUCACUGCCGGGGCCCAGUUGGCCACACCAUGAACCUCCAGGCCCAGCCCAAGGCUCAGAACAAACGGAAGCGUUGCCUCUUUGGGGACCAGGAGCCAGCUCCCAAGGAGCAGCCCCCACCCCUGCAGGCCCCACAGCAGCCCCCAGCCCCUCCACAGUCCACCAGAGUGAAGGAGGAGCCUUACUUUGGGCACGAGGGUCCGGCAGGGGCCGCCCCUGUCUCCCAGCCUGUGGAGCUACCCCCUCCGAACAGCCUGGCCCUGCUGAACUCUGUGGUGUAUGGUUCCGAGCGGACCACGGCAGCCAUGUUGUCCCAGCAGGUGGGCUCGGUCAAGUGGCCCAACUCUGUGAUGGCUCCAGGGCGGGGCCCUGAGCGUGGAGGCGGUGGGGGUGUCAGUGACAGUGGCUGGCAGCAGCAGCCAGGCCAGCCUCCACCCCACUCGACAUGGAACCGCCACAGCCUGCCCCUCUACAGCGGACCCAAGGGGAGCCCUCAUCCUGGCAUGGGGGUCUCUACCUACUACAACCACCCCGAGGCACUGAAGCGGGAGAAAGGAGGCGGACCGCAGCUGGACCGCUACGGAAAUGCCGUGCGGCCGAUGAUGCCACAGAAGGUGCAGCUGGAGGUAGGGCGGCCCCAGACGCCCCUGAACUCUUUCCAUGUGGCCAAGAAGCCCCCAAACCAGACACUGCCCCUGCAACCUUUCCAGCUGGCGUUCGGCCACCAGGUGAACCGGCAGGUCUUCCGGCAGGGCCCACCGCCCCCCAACCCCGUUGCGGCUUUCCCACCGCAGAAGCAGCCGCAGCAGCAGCAGCCGCAACAGCAGCAGCAGCAACAGGCCGCGCUUCCCCAGAUGCAGCUCUUUGAGAACUUCUAUCCCAUGCAGCAGCCACCCUCUCAGCAGCCCCAGGACUUUGGCCUGCAGCCGGCCGGACCCCUGGGGCAAUCCCACCUGGCUCACCACAGCAUGGCGCCCUACCCCUUCCCCCCCAACCCUGAUAUGAACCCAGAACUGCGCAAGGCCCUCCUGCAGGAGUCAGCCCCACAGCCUGUGCUACCUCAGUCCCAGAUCGCCUUCCCCCGCCGCUCCCGCCGCCUCUCGAAGGAGGGUGUCCUGCCUUCUGCCCCUCUGGAUGUGGCUGGCACCCAGCCUGGACAGGAGCCCACCAGCAACCUAUUCCUACAUCACUGGCCCCCACAGCAGCCACCACCCGGGCCCUUGGGGCACCCCCAUUCUGAAGCUCUGGGAUUCCCGCUGGAGCUGAGGGAGUCGCAGUUGCUGUCUGAUGGGGAGAGACUGGCACCCAACGGUCGGGAGCGGGAGGCUCCCACGAUGGGCAACGAGGAGGGCAUGCGGGCAGUGGGCACAGGGGACUGUGGGCAGGUGCUACGGGGUGGGGUGAUCCAGAGCACUCGACGGAGGCGCCGGGCAUCCCAGGAGGCCAAUUUGCUGACCCUGGCCCAGAAGGCAGUGGAGCUGGCCUCACUGCAGAACGCAAAGGAUGCCAAUGGCUCUGAGGAGAAGCGGAAAAGUGUGCUGGCUUCAACCACCAAGUGUGGGGUGGAGUUUUCUGAGCCUUCCUUAGCUGCCAAGCGAGCACGAGAGGACAGCGGGAUGGUACCCCUCAUCAUCCCAGUGUCUGUGCCUGUGCGGACUGUGGACCCAACUGAGGCAGCCCAAGCUGGAGGUGUUGAUGAGGAUGGAAAGGGUCCCGAACAGAACCCCGCUGAACACAAGCCGUCAGUCAUUGUCACCCGCAGGCGGUCCACCCGUAUUCCUGGGGCUGAUGCUCCAGCUCAGGCUGAUGACAUGAAUGUCAAGUUGGAAGGGGAACCUUCAGUGCGGAAACCAAAGCAGCGGCCACGGCCUGAGCCCCUGAUCAUCCCUACCAAGGCGGGCACUUUCAUUGCCCCUCCCGUCUACUCCAACAUCACCCCAUACCAGAGCCACCUGCGCUCUCCUGUCCGCCUAGCUGACCACCCCUCUGAGCGGAGUUUUGAGCUACCCCCCUACACCCCUCCCCCAAUCCUCAGUCCUGUGCGGGAAGGCUCCGGCCUCUAUUUCAAUGCCAUCAUGUCAACCAGCAGCAUCCCAGCCCCUCCUCCCAUCACGCCAAAGAGUGCCCAUCGCACCCUGCUCCGGUCUAAUAGCGCUGAAGUCACCCCACCUGUCCUCUCUGUGAUGGGGGAGGCCACCCCAGUGAGCAUCGAGCCACGGAUCAACGUGGGCUCCCGGUUCCAAGCGGAAAUCCCCUCCAUAAGGGAUCGUGCUCUGGCAGCUGCAGACCCCCACAAGGCCGACUUGGUGUGGCAGCCGUGGGAGGACCUAGAGAGCAGCCGGGAGAAGCAGAGGCAAGUGGAAGACCUGUUGACAGCCGCCUGCUCCAGUAUUUUCCCUGGAGCUGGCACCAACCAGGAGCUGGCCCUGCACUGUCUGCAUGAGUCCAGGGGAGACAUCCUGGAAACGCUGAAUAAGCUGCUACUGAAGAAGCCCCUGCGGCCCCAUAACCACCCACUGGCAACUUAUCACUACACAGGUUCUGACCAGUGGAAGAUGGCUGAGAGGAAGCUGUUCAACAAGGGCAUUGCCAUCUAUAAGAAGGAUUUCUUCCUGGUGCAGCAGCUGAUCCAGACCAAGACCGUGGCCCAAUGCGUGGAAUUCUACUACACCUACAAGAAGCAGGUGAAAAUUGGUCGCAAUGGGACGCUAACCUUCGGGGAUGUGGAUACAAGCGAUGAGAAGUCGGCCCAGGAAGAGGUUGAAGUGGAUAUUAAGACUUCCCAGAAGUUCCCAAGGAUGCCUCUUCCCAGAAGAGAGUCUCCAAGUGAAGAGAGGCUGGAGCCCAAGAGAGAAGUAAAGGAGCCCAGGAAGGAGGGGGAGGAGGAAGUGCCAGAGAUCCAGGAGAAGGGAGAGCAGGAAGAGGGGCGAGAGCGAAGCCGGAGGGCAGCGGCUGUCAAAGCCACACAGACACUACAGGCCAAUGAGUCGGCCAAUGACAUCCUCAUCCUCCGAAGCCAUGAGUCUAACGCCCCUGGCUCUGCUGGUGGCCAAGCCUCAGAGAAGCCAAGAGAGGGGGCAGGGAAGUCACGGAGGGCACUACCUUUCUCGGAGAAGAAGAAAAAACCGGAGACAUUUAACAAGACCCAGAAUCAGGAGAACACUUUCCCUUGUAAAAAGUGUGGCAGGGUGUUUUACAAGGUGAAGAGCCGCAGCGCCCACAUGAAGAGCCAUGCAGAACAGGAGAAGAAGGCUGCCGCCCUGAGGCAGAAGGAGAAGGAGGCCGCUGCCGCCGCGGCAACCGCAGCCGCCGCCUCUCCGCACCAGCCCGCGCUGCGCGAGGAGAGCGGCGCGGGUGAGAGGGGCUGACGCCGCCGGGGCUCAGGGGCCCGCCCCUCGCCCUGGACCCCCGGCCCUCCCUGCACCAGCCUGCCCGAGCUCCUGCGAGCACCCUGGAACCUCCAGAGGGAGAGAGGAGAGAUCACGUGGACUUUUCUCGGAAGAACAAGACAAUAAAAUAAACGGCUCUUUUAUUUAUAAAGGCCCCAGGAGCAGUCGUCUAGGCUGCAGGAUCCAGUUCUCUUUGCAUUCUGUCUGUCGGAAGUAGUCCUUGCGCGUUCCUCCAACUGCACUGCGAAGGCCCCUGCUGGCUGGGGCUGCCCCUCCGGACGGGCUCCAGCGCCGCCACUGCUGCCUCCCACGCUGGGACCGCUGCUGCCGCGCAGCCUCUUCCGGUCCUCCUGGUUUCCCCUGCUCCCCUUCGGUCACCAUGGAGAGCCAAGCAAGCACAAGCUCACCCUCCUUGCAGCAUUUUUCCCCCCCCCCCCCCCCCCCGCCCCCAGAGGACCUCAAAGGCUGCACAGGCCCUGCCCCAAGCCCCGAAAAGAGGAACUCCCCUGGAGGGAUUGUGGUGGCCGUCUCCGAGAAGGAGCUCAGCCUGGUACCUGUGCUGUCCCCUACACGACAAUGUCCAGGCCUAAGCUGCUCCGGUGACCCUGUCCUCAGGCCACCACCUAUGGGAGGAAAGCUUCCAGAAUGCCUAUAGGGCAGAGGACAGGUACCUGUCCCUUUGCUGCUCUCUACCGGCCUGCUAGGGCUGUGAAGUUUUCUCAGAUAUUUGGGGAAGGGGCCAGUGUCGGGUCUCAAGCUCUCAGUCUGCUGGAAGGAAGGGAACUGUGCAGAGGGUGGAAGUUGUAGGGUUGGGCUGGAGAGAACUUUUGAUAAGCCCUGGCUCUUCCUGCUUCCCACCUUUUUGCCAAACACUUUUGGUCCCCGAAGGCUGCUAAGGGGGUUUAUCCUGGGCCCAGCCUGUUCCCUCUUGCCGCAGGUUCCUUGCCUGCGUAUGUCCUGCCCUUGGCAGCUGCUUCCUCACCCCAUCCCACCUGGUCUAGUGUGGAUAUCCACCGCCCAGCCCCCGGUCCUACAUGCUGGAGAUUUCUGGAUCCUUCCCUGGGAGGGGGAGGUCUCCUAACCAGAUUGGACAGGAGCCUUCAUUCCUCGACUUGUGUCAUUUGGGAGCUAUUUAUUUAUUCUUAAUAUUUAAUUUUUAACAUCCUCUCAGGGACCAGGGGCCUCUUGCUUUCCAGAGGCCCAAGUGCAUUUAUCCCAAAAUAAGGCACCUUCUUGGCAUCCGCCCCCCCCCCCCC